This is a messenger RNA of Heterostelium album PN500, 444 nucleotides long. RefSeq names its product Hsp20/alpha crystallin family protein. Lineage: Eukaryota; Evosea; Eumycetozoa; Acytosteliales; Acytosteliaceae. Bases 1 to 444 code for a protein of 147 amino acids. The record is from RefSeq and is a predicted model, not a curated record. The transcript has a single exon. Gene Ontology annotation, biological process: response to hydrogen peroxide; response to heat; response to salt stress.
AUGUCUUUAACACAUUUCCACCCAUGGUCAAUGAGAAGAGGUAAUGAGGUUUGGGAUCCAUUCAUGGAAACUGGUUUCUCCGAUAGAGAUAUGGAGAUGUGGAACAACAAAUCGCAAUUGUGGAAGCCAUGUGUCGAUGUCACAGAGAAUGCCAACGGAAUGAUGAUUCAUUGCGAGUUACCAGGUGUCAAGAAGGAUGCCAUCAAUCUCGACGUUGCCGAUGGCCGUUUAACAAUCUCCGGUGAGCGUACUCAAGAGAAGAAGGAGGAAGGCGAGAAAUUCCAUCGUGUCGAGAGAUCCUAUGGAAAGUUCCAGAGAACUUUUGCAGUGCCAGAGAAUUGCAAGACCUCCGAUAUCUCAGCUAAAUUCGCGGACGGUGUCUUGGAUAUCUGCAUUCCAAAACCAGAGAAGAAAGAGAAACCUCAAAAGAUUAGUAUUCAAUGA